AUGACCAAGUCCAAUCUCACUGCCUUGACUGCCGACGACAUGUCAACCGCCGUCAACUACCCCGACUUUACACCCGGGCCCGAAUCAUUCAGGAGAAUUCUUAUUGACACGUUUGGACAGAUGAUGUACGUCUCUGGCGAGACUGGCGAGCCCUCCGUCGAGACCACGAGCAUCAUUGAGGAUAUUGUGCGACAGCAAGUUAUUGAGCUGUUGCGCAACUGCACCGAGCUCGCCUCCCGCCGCGGCUCCAAGUCCAUCAGCACCAACGACCUCAUCUUUCAGAUCCGGCACGACCAGGCCAAGGUGUCGCGCCUGCGCACCUUUCUCUCGUGGAAGGACGUGCGCAAGAACAUCAAGGACUCGGACGACAAGGGCGCCGACGCGGACCUCGCCGCCGGCGACGACCCGAGCAACGUCGCCGGCCCCGUCGAGGAGGUGGCCAAGAAGAACAAAAAGGCAAAGGUCGGCCUGCCGUGGGAUCCGGCCUCGUUUUUCAACGUCGAGGUGCCCGAGCGCGACGACGAGGAGGACGAGGAAGAAGAGGAGAUGAACUACAUCACCCUCCAGCGCCUCCGCAAGGCCGACGAGCGAACAAAGGUCAUGACGCGCGAAGAGUACGUCACCUGGUCCGAGUACCGCCAGGCCAGCUUCACCUGGCGCAAGGGCAAGCGCUUCCGCGAGUGGGCUGGUUUCGGCAUCGUCACCGACAGCAAGCCCUCGGACGACAUUGUCGACAUCCUCGGCUUCCUCACCUUUGAAAUGGUCCAGACCCUGACGGAAAUGGCCCUCAAGGCCAAGGAGCAGGAGGACAUGGCCCGCGCGCUGAGCGGCGGUGCUGCUGCCGACAACGUCCUGCAGGGCACCCCUGACGGCACCACCAAGAAGCGCAAGCACCAGCACGGCCUCUUUGACCCCCCGAGCGAAGGCCGCAGCCCGAUUGAGCCGCGUCACGUCCAGGAGGCCUUUCGCCGCUUCCAGCAGCGGCCCAAGAAGACACGGGCCAUGCUCAACAAUACCCGCAUCGCGCAAAAGACGGCCCUCAACAUCUUUUGA
Cordyceps militaris CM01 is the source of this 1053-nucleotide messenger RNA. Its product is annotated as SAGA-like transcriptional regulatory complex subunit Spt3, putative. Gene Ontology annotation, biological process: transcription by RNA polymerase II. Gene Ontology annotation, cellular component: SAGA complex. Gene Ontology annotation, molecular function: transcription coregulator activity; protein heterodimerization activity. Bases 1 to 1053 code for a protein of 350 amino acids. The transcript has 2 exons. The record is from RefSeq and is a predicted model, not a curated record. NCBI's taxonomy places the organism in Eukaryota, Fungi, Ascomycota, Sordariomycetes, Hypocreales, Cordycipitaceae.